UUAGUUAAAAUGAAUGUGUUGCCGCAAGCGAUCCUACAGAGCCCAGGGGAGCAUCCGAGGUUCAUAGAGCAGACGGUUUGCCCCUCAUUAGACUUUGCGAGGAUUCAUUUGAUCAAAGACAAAGAUGGCUUAGAUGAUUAUUUGGCGAAGAAUAUCAAAGGGUUGUCAAAACAAGAAGCUGCUGCUAACAGGAAUUCAUACAAGAAGAACAUCUGCAUAGACAUGCUGCGACAGGGUUAUCACGAGUCCUUCUCAGAGCUCUUCACUCUGAUACAGAAGUGGGAUGCCUUGAGGGAGGCUGCAGGGCCUGGGUCAGCCAUAUGGCAGCAGAAGUCCCUGGAGAAGCAGCCUGAUAAGCUGGAUCAGCUUUACCACUUCCUGACCAGGGCUGAGGCAGCCCAGCGAGCAGGACACUAUGAGGAGGUGUACGAUAACCAGCUUAACUUGGCCUACUGUUUCAGCGACCCUGAGGAUAAAUGGUUAAGCAAUUACUUUUAUGAGCAAUCCUUUAACACUGCUCAACUGAUAAAAAAUGAUGAUGGGAAAAGACAAGCACAAGCACAUGCAAAUAUGGGCAUCAUCAAUGAGGAACAAGGUCAUGUCAUGAAAGCUGCUGAGCAUUAUGAAGCAUUUUAUCAGCUAACAAAGGGUUCGACAUGGAAGGAUGAGACAGACCAUACUUACAAUUCACUGGCGUGUGAGCUUCUCUGGAGAAUUUAUACAUUGCUAGCAGACAAAAUGCUAGAAAAUAAAGAACACCAACAGGCCAUCGAAAUGCUAAUAAAAGCUUUAACAAUGGCAAGAAAAG
Messenger RNA from Antrostomus carolinensis (chuck-will's-widow), 808 nucleotides. It is a transcript of the gene TTC29, whose product is annotated as tetratricopeptide repeat domain 29. Gene Ontology annotation, biological process: cilium movement. Gene Ontology annotation, molecular function: protein binding. The transcript has 5 exons. Gene Ontology annotation, cellular component: sperm flagellum. Lineage: Eukaryota; Metazoa; Chordata; Aves; Caprimulgiformes; Caprimulgidae. The record is from RefSeq and is a predicted model, not a curated record. The annotation marks the transcript as partial.